Molecule: messenger RNA, 1333 nt
Organism: Salarias fasciatus (jewelled blenny)
Lineage: Eukaryota; Metazoa; Chordata; Actinopteri; Blenniiformes; Blenniidae
Gene: hoxb8a
Product: homeobox B8a
Exons: 2
Coding region: 461-1333 (290 amino acids)
Biological process (GO): regulation of transcription by RNA polymerase II
Cellular component (GO): nucleus
Molecular function (GO): RNA polymerase II transcription regulatory region sequence-specific DNA binding; DNA-binding transcription factor activity, RNA polymerase II-specific
Source: RefSeq, a predicted model, not a curated record
CACGGAAAACCCGUUUGAGAGCGCGACAGGGCUCCGCUUACAGCGCUAACACCGGAAUUGUGAUGCGCACGAGCCCUUCCUCCUCCUCUGCUUCUUCCUCCUCUUCUUCUUCUUUUUCUUUUUCGUCGCCGGAGAUUUUAUGGAAUUGGUGUAAUUGUUGUGAUUAUUCUCGCAGUGGCUGUCGCUGUGGCUGCUCCCGCUCCGGUCGGCUGCCAUCACCCUUAUUCACACCGCACCCGGCUGGUCUGUGGCGGCCGUGAGGGGGGAACACCACAACAACGGUCACCGGCACCGGCGGCAGACCUGCCUUACUUUCUCCCUCCCCUCCGCCUGCGUGUGUGUAUGUGUGUGUUAGAGUGUGUGCCUCCUGCCUGAAAGCGCGCGACAGAAGCAGCAAAAUAAGAAAACACGAGCCGGCAGCAGCCGCUUCCUUCAGCACAACACAAACUGAAACGCCACGAUGAGUUCAUAUUUCGUCAACUCGCUCUUCUCCAAAUAUAAAAGUGGAGACUCGUUGCGCCCAAACUACUACGAGUGCGGCUUCGCGCAGGACCUGGCCGGCAGCCGGCCCACCGUGGUGUACGGCCCCGGCUCCGGCGCCACCUUCCAGCACGCUCCGCAGAUCCAGGACUUUUACCACCACAGCGCCUCCACGCUGCCCAGCAACCCGUACCAGCAGAGCCCCUGUGCGGUCACAUGCCACGGCGAGCCGGGGAACUUCUACGGAUACGACGCCCUGCAGCGGCAGACGCUUUUCGGAGCCCAGGACGCGGAUCUGGUCCAGUACAGCGACUGUAAGCUGGGAGGCGCGCCGGGACUCGGAGGCGAAGACGCCGAAGGCACCGAGCAGAGCCCGUCGCCGACGCAGCUGUUUCCCUGGAUGAGGCCGCAAGUAGCUGCGGGCAGGAGACGCGGCCGGCAGACCUACAGCCGCUACCAGACCCUGGAGCUGGAGAAGGAGUUCCUCUUCAACCCCUACCUCACCCGCAAGCGCCGCAUCGAGGUGUCCCACGCUCUGGCCCUGACGGAGCGCCAGGUCAAGAUCUGGUUCCAGAACCGGAGGAUGAAGUGGAAGAAAGAGAACAACAAGGACAAGUUCCCCAGCAGCAAGAGCGAGCAGGAGGCGGUGGAGCGCGAGCGGCGGGAGAAGGAGCUGCGGGAGAGCGGCGGCGGAGGGAGCUCCGGGGAAGGAGGAGGUGGAGGAGGAGGAGGAGGAGGAGGUGGGGGAGGCGGAGGAGGAGGUGCAGGGGGCUCGGUGGUUGUAGCAGGCACCGCGGGGUCACAGGCCUCCGUCAACGAGGAUUGCUGCGAGAAGACCCAUAAGCAGAUCUAA